CCCUUCUCUUCCCUUUUCCCUCUGCUUUGGUUCAGCGUUUGCUGCUCGUGUUUUUCUCUUCCUUCGUUUUUCUACACGGCCUUUACGACACACAGCACGCUUCCUCGACGACACAAUACAACCUGCCCGAUCAGCCUGACACCUGGCUUUCUCUCCAACCAAGUCGCACUCAACGCUACUCCGCCAGCAUCGUGACCCCAAAACGCCAGCUACUCACCUACCAACAAAGCCAGCCAACCAACAACCUCUUCCUCCUCCUCCAAUACUACGCCUGCGUUCUUUGGUUGCAAACUUGACAACUUCACCCCAGCAAAGCAGCCGAUACACAGCAGAAGAGUGACUGUUGUCCAGCAGCAGCACGUACGCCGUCUGUGGUAAUAGUCGUCGCCUUCGUCAGCUGUUGUCACAGCAAACAAGACUAGAGUCAACCCUCGCUCAACCGCAAGUUUGGACGUUGGACGCUCAAUCACUGCGCACCUUUGUCUCUUACUCGUCUCCCCCGAUUUACUCGGAUUCAUAAACCCGUCUUGUUUGGAGUAGGAACCACAGUCGGCAUUGCCACUUGGACCUGCUCCUCUGUGUCUUGCUUGCCUUCUACUACUACCGCGAUCUCUGUCGCACCGUCCCUUCCCCUGCUUGCUCUGUUACCGCGACUCUGCCAGCCAUGCAGCACUACGCAGACAAUGAGCCCUACGAGAGGGAGCCUCUGGAUCCCGCCACGUCCAGACGCUCCUACCAUGAGGCGCCAGCUUCCAGAAGACCUGUCCCAAACUCGUACGCCCAACCACCACCACCACCCGCAGACGAGCCUCCCUACUACGACAACGCACACUACCACCAGGAUCACCGCGAUCACUCUCCCGCCUCUUCCAGCCCGUCUAGAGGACACGGCCAGCGAUACGAGAGCCCCCGCCAAGAUCCUGCCGCACCACCUCCACCACGACACGGCGACUAUUCCUACCGCCGCAACUCGAGACACGAACAACAGCAACAGCACCAGCAGCAACAGCACCAGCAGCAACAGCACCAGCAGCAACAGCCAUAUCAUCCUUCGUACGAUCUUGCCACCCCCGACGUCCACUAUAGCUCCGACGAUAUUAGCUUAAACAACCUCGACAACUACAGCCAGUCUGUCUCGAGAGACAACGGCAGCGGUUCUCUAGCCUACCACAGUCCGCGCCGUGCUUCACGUGAGGUCUAUACCGACGAGUACAACCAGGGCAAUCGUAUCCCCCCUCCGCCGUCACGUUUACAGCAUAACAGAAAUUCUAGGGGAAGCAACUCCCCAAGAAACAGCAACUACUAUCCUCCCAUUGCCGGGUCACCUGCUGGUCACCACCGUCUGGAUCGUGACUCUCGGUCAUCACUUAACCCGUUUGGCGCUGCAGCUUCCUCGGCCUCGUCGCUCUCAAUAGCGAGAAGCGGUCCGGCAUCCAUGGCGGACCCUUACGGAGAAGAAGCCUAUCGGAGCUAUGCCUCACUUCCGCGACACGACGACAACUUGGGUGUCGUCAACCCAGCCGAGAUUGAGGAUGACGGCGACGAUGGCCUUCAUUAUGGCCGUGGCUCCCGUAGUGCCUCGCGUACGGCCUCACGUACGGCCUCGCGGCAGGGUGCCAGAGCUGGUAUCGGAGCAGCUGCCGCCAUUGGUGCGGCCGCUGGUGGCCGCGCUGGCUCUUCCGCAUUGAACCGCGGUGUCUUUGCCCGUGAUAUGUCUCCUGAUGGACGAAGAGAUAGCUGGAAUGAGAAGCCACCGCGAAGUAAAAAGUGGAAGUGGGCUAUUAUUGUUUUGGGCUUCGUCAUUGUUGUAGGAGCCAUUGUCGGAGGUGUUGUUGGCUCCGUCAUUGCCGGUCGCAAGAACUCUGGCUCUGAUGCCGGCUUCAACGACGACAGCAAGGGAGACUUGAACGCCAACAGCGCCGAGAUUAAGUCGCUGCUGGCCACUAAGGGCCUCUAUCGUGUUUUCCCCGGUGUGGACUACACACCGAUGAACACGCAAUACCCCGACUGCACCAAAGCCGCGCCAUCGCAAAACAAUGUUACUCGUGAUGUUGCCAUUCUGAGCCGCCUGACGAAUACUAUUCGCCUAUACGGCACAGACUGCAACCAGACUGAGAUGGUGAUCCACUCGAUUAAGCAACUCGGCCUCGAGAAGGACAUGAAGAUUUGGAUGGGUGUCUGGCAAGACAAUGAUGCCAAGACCAACAAACGCCAGCUGGCGCAAAUGUGGGAUAUUCUUGACAAGUACGGAGCGGAUCCUUUCAAGGGCAUCAUUGUUGCCAACGAAAUCCUGUUCCGCAAGCAAAUGACCAUUAGCCAGCUCAGCACACUUAUGAGCAGUGUGCGCACUAACCUGACAGCAAAGGGUAUGUCUCUCCCGGUAGCAACGUCCGACUUGGGCGACGACUGGGACGCGACCCUUGCAGCAUCGAGCGACUACGUCAUGGCCAACGUGCAUCCCUUCUUCAGUGGCACAGAGGCGUCCAAGUCGGCGGCGUGGACAUUAGACUUUUGGAACACGCAUAACGCGAUCCUACUCAAGGACAAGAGCAAGGGUAUCAUUGCUGAGACUGGCUGGCCCACCAAGGGCGGCCACAGCUGCGGUGAAGCGACAACCUGCGACCCUGGCGCCGUGGCCGGCAUCGAUGAACUGAACCGCUUCAUGGCGGACUGGGUCUGUCAGUCGCUGGAGAACAACCUCAACUACUUUUGGUUUACUGCCUUUGACGAGCCGUGGAAAGUACGCUUUAACGAGCCGGGCAAGGAGUGGGAGGACCAAUGGGGUAUUCUCGACGUCAACCGAAAUCUGAAGAAGGGAGUCAAGAUUCCCGACUGUGGAGGCAAGACUGUAUAAAACAGAUCGAAUAGAGGGAGAUGAUGAUGUGUACUUUGCGUUUUAUGCUUUUGCGAUGGGAAUGCCAACCUGUUGCUUGUUAUGUAUUUUGGCCAGUGCGGGAUGGAUGAAGAGAGACGAUGUGAAUGGUGAUGAUGAGCCGGCGUUUUAUUCCAGUCGGUGUGUCGGUGUUUUCGUUUUUCUUUUUUGCUCAUGGCCCAAAACGAAGCCAGCUGCUUCUUGUUUUUGUUUUGCUUGGUUGUUUUAUAUUUGCAUUGCUAGAAGAAGGGAGGACAUACGGGUACGUAGAUAUAUCUAUAUACAUAUAUGGGCACGGAAUAUACAAUAUUGAUUACAUGG
Messenger RNA from [Torrubiella] hemipterigena, 3193 nucleotides. Lineage: Eukaryota; Fungi; Ascomycota; Sordariomycetes; Hypocreales; Clavicipitaceae. The record is from the annotation of a GenBank genome assembly.